GGGUGUUCAUUGUGCAGAAGCAGGAGCUGUUUGGUUGUGGGAAGCGUUUCAAAGGCGAGAAGGAAUCGAAGGGAUUUCCGUCAAUAGAAAGGAGAGCGCUGGAAGCGAGAGGGGUUGCUAAAUACUAGCGAAUGUGAGGGAAAAAAUAUGCAUAAUAGAAUAGACAGAUGUAGGAGAAUGAAUCCAUGUUGGCCCAAGGACUUAAGAGUUAUUCCAGAUGGGCCGGGAUGGCCUAGUUCCGAACCUGUGUGGACUCUUGUCUGUAGAUGACAUCUGGUUUCCAGGUGAUAUGCCGGGGCUGUUUUAUCUUGAUUGGUCAAAAUGACGUUAUGAAGGAGUCAGAAGACUUCUUACUAUGAAUGAAAGGACUUGUGUCACUGGAUAGAAGGAGGAAUCAACAGCUGGAAAUACAACCAAGUGAUCUGACGGGAUGGGCAUUUGCCUGACAUACUUUAUAGAGGAAUUGGAAGGCAUAAGUGAUUAAGGUGGUAUUGAGGGUCUCUGAAGCCUAUGAAAUUCAACCAUGAUUUCUUUUUCAACUCUACAGCAUUCCCUUCCUUGAAGUCUUCAUUUUCACCUUAGUCUGAGGAGGUACAAUUAGUAUAGGGGAGUCAGCUUAUAUGCCAAGUCCUUUGAUUUAUCAGUUUUCAAAACGGCAGUUAUACUUAAGCAUGAACAUUGACGACAAACUGGAAGGAUUAUUUCUUAAAUGUGGCGGCAUAGACGAAAUGCAGUCUUCCAGGGCAAUGGUUGUAAUGGGUGGAGUGUCUGGCCAGUCUACCGUGUCUGGGGAACUGCAGGAGUCAGUACUUCAAGAUCGGAGUAUGCCUCACCAGGAGAUCCUUGCUGCAGAUGAAGUGUUACAAGAAAGUGAAAUGAGACAACAGGAUAUGAUACCACAUGAUGAACUCAUGGUCCAUGAGGAGACAGUGAAAAAUGAUGAAGAGCAAAUGGAAACGCAUGAAAGACUUCCUCAAGGACUGCAGUAUGCACUUAAUGUCCCUAUAAGUGUAAAGCAGGAAAUCACUUUUACUGAUGUAUCUGAGCAACUGAUAAGAGACAAAAAGCAAAUCAGAGAACCAGUAGACUUACAGAAAAAGAAGAAACGGAAACAACGUUCUCCUGCAAAAAUUCUUACAAUAAAUGAGGAUGGAUCACUUGGUUUGAAAACCCCUAAAUCUCACGUUUGUGAGCACUGCAAUGCUGCCUUUAGAACGAACUAUCACUUACAGAGACAUGUCUUCAUUCAUACAGGCGAAAAACCAUUUCAAUGUAGUCAAUGUGACAUGCGUUUCAUACAGAAGUACCUGCUACAGAGACAUGAGAAGAUUCAUACUGGUGAAAAACCAUUUCGCUGUGAUGAAUGUGGCAUGAGAUUCAUUCAAAAAUAUCACAUGGAAAGGCAUAAGAGAACUCAUAGUGGAGAAAAGCCUUACCAGUGUGAAUACUGUUUACAGUAUUUUUCCAGAACAGAUCGUGUAUUGAAACAUAAACGUAUGUGCCAUGAAAAUAAUGACAAAAAACUAAACAGAUGUGCCAUCAAAGGUGGCCUUCUGACAUCCGAGGAAGAUUCUGGCUUUUCUACAUCACCAAAAGAUAACUCACUGCCAAAAAAGAAAAGGCAGAAAACUGAGAAAAAAUCAUCUGGGAUGGACAAAGAAAGUGCAUUGGAUAAAUCUGACCUGAAGAAAGACAAAAAUGAUUACUUGCCUCUUUAUUCUUCAAGUACUAAAGUAAAAGAUGAGUAUAUGGUCGCAGAGUAUGCUGUUGAAAUGCCACAUUCUUCUGUUGGGGGAUCACAUUUAGACGAUGCUUCGGGAGAAAUACAUCCACCUAAGUUGGUUCUCAAAAAAAUUAACAGUAAGAGAAGUCUAAAACAGCCACUGGAGCAAAAUCAAACAAUUUCACCAUUAUCUACAUAUGAAGACAGCAAAGUUUCAAAAUAUGCUUUUGAACUUGUGGAUAAACAGACUUUAUUGGAUUCAGAAGGCAAUGCUGACAUUGAUCAGGUUGAUAAUUUGCAAGAGGGACCCAGUAAACCCGUGCACAGCAGUACUAAUUAUGAUGAUGCCAUGCAGUUUUUGAAGAAGAAGCGCUAUCUUCAAGCAGCAAGCAACAACAGUAGGGAGUAUGCGCUGAAUGUGGGUACCAUAGCUUCUCAGCCUUCUGUAACACAGGCAGCCGUGGCAAGUGUCAUUGAUGAAAGUACCACAGCUUCCAUAUUAGAUUCACAGGCACUGAAUGUGGAGAUUAAGAGUAAUCAUGACAAAAAUGUUAUUCCAGAUGAGGUACUACAGACUCUAUUGGAUCAUUAUUCCCACAAAGCUAAUGGACAGCAUGAGAUAUCAUUCAGUGUUGCAGACACAGAGGUGACUUCUAGCAUAUCAAUAAAUUCUUCAGAAGUACCUGAAGUCACCCAGUCAGAGAAUGUUGGAUCAAGCUCCCAAGCAUCCUCAUCAGAUAAAGCCAACAUGUUGCAGGAAUACUCCAAGUUUCUGCAGCAGGCUUUGGACAGAACUAGCCAAAAUGAUGCCUAUUUGAAUAGCCCGAGCCUUAACUUUGUGACUGAUAACCAGACCCUUCCAAAUCAGCCAGCAUUCUCUUCCAUAGACAAGCAAGUCUAUGCAGCCAUGCCCAUCAAUAGCUUUCGAUCAGGAAUGAAUUCUCCACUAAGAACAACUCCAGAUAAGUCCCACUUUGGACUAAUAGUUGGUGAUUCACAGCACUCAUUUCCCUUUUCAGGUGAUGAGACAAACCAUGCCUCUGCCACAUCAACACAGGACUUUUUGGAUCAAGUGACUUCUCAGAAGAAAGCUGAGGCUCAGCCUGUCCACCAAGCUUACCAAAUGAGCUCCUUUGAACAGCCCUUCCGUGCUCCAUAUCAUGGAUCAAGAGCUGGAAUAGCUACUCAAUUUAGCACUGCCAAUGGACAGGUGAACCUUCGGGGACCAGGGACAAGUGCUGAAUUUCCAGAAUUUCCCUUGGUGAAUGUAAAUGAUAAUAGAGCUGGGAUGACAUCUUCACCUGAUGCCACAACUGGCCAGACUUUUGGCUAAAAAAAAAAAAAAAAAAAAGUGUAAAUAAUACUGGCACUUUAGAACAGAUUAAUCAAGAGUGGGGUUACUCUGUGUAAAAUGGAGUGCUGUACAGAUUUAAGAGCAAUGCGUUAUAACAAGUUAGGCUGAUAUGAAUAGCAAGAUAAUCCAGUAACUGCAUUUUGUUUGGUUAGUCAGCAUUCUUUGAACUGCCUUACAUGUUGUCACCUUUAUAGAAGCAAUGCAUAACUUGUUUUAGAUCAGAAACUUGCUAUUCCACCUACACCAAGUUUAAAAGGAAAAAAAAAAAGACUCGCACAAUUGUUUCCUAACUGAUAACAUUGUACAUUCUUAGGAGAUUAGUAAUUGUGUGAAAUUUACUCAUACUGUUUCUAAGUUUUUCAGCAUAGUCAUUGCACUUCAGCAGGGAAUCUGAGUAUACUUUACAGACAGAGUGAACUUAAAAGUUUAAAUGUCAAGAGAUUAUGGCUUAAAUAAAGUAGUGUGUCCUAUAGGGGGAAAGGAAACCACAUCUUAAAAAGAAUGAUAUGCCAUAUACCCUUGAUUUUAAUUUUGCGUUAUAUUGACAUGGUGUUUUUUUUUUUUUUUUUUUUUUUUUUUUUUGAGAAAAAAAAUAAUAAAAAUCUGAUAGUCUAAGACUCCACUAUUUAAAAGCCUAAUUACUUUUAAAAUAUGCAUACUUUCAAAACUUUUACCAAAAUAACUGUUGAAGCAUUCACUUCUCUGGAAGUAUGCAUAUUGGUGUCAGUUUCUUUGUACAGUGUACGUAGAUAUUUUUUAUGAUUUUUCAUGUGCAGGUAUCAAGGUUGAAAUUUUAGUAAAAAAUAUUCUGUAGAUUACAUUCCCAAGAACAUAAUGCUUACACAAAAUGUAUAUUCCACGUUUUAAGCUUAAUUGUAUUUUACUUUACAUAUACACUUCAGUUAACAUAGAGCACUUAGAAUCUAUUUGGUAUUUUUGAUUUCUCAAAGUAAAAAAGAAUUUAGAUUUUUAGGUUUGGUAUGAUUGUGUCAUAAUCAUCUCAUAAUUGACUAUUUUAAUUUUUGGCAAUAAAAAGGAAAUUGGGUAUCUUUGGAAACUGUAAAACCUGGUAUAAUCCUUCUCUUUCUAGAAUCUUAAUAGAUUGGAUAAUUAAACAGUAUCCAGAGAACUAAAGAAAUGGGCAUUUUAAUUGCUUAUUUUAUCUUGAGUUACUUUUUAAUGAACACGGCUCAUUACAAUUUUACAAACCAAAAGUGUUUACUAAUUCUAGUAACAACAAUUUCUUUUACAGCUAGAUGAGUGAUCGGAGACUUUUUGUUGCAUUUCAAAAUCUAAAUAAACUACAGACUUUAUCCUUAUACCACGAAUGUUUUUUUUUUAAUACUUUGUCUUAAAAUAAUACAGCAUGGUACAAUAAAUAGUGCUUUUAUAUAUAUCUAUAUAUACAUGUAUACUUUUCUAAAGAAUGAUGGUUUGAGUUACAUAUUGGGCAAUUUUGAUUUUUGGAAAAUAAUAGUAAUACUGAUUUUAUCCUCUUUAAUUUGUUCCUACUUUUUGGUUUUUAAUUUUAGAUUUUCAUCUUUGUCACAAUGCACAUAUUGAUUAGCAACAGUGAUAAUUUAAAAUUACUACCCUUGGAAGAUGAAACUUUAUUGUUGUUAAUUUUCCAUCUUAACUCUUAUAUUGGCCCUACAGAUCUGCAGUCUUUGUUUCAGUAUAGAAUGUUGUACAUUUAAAUUAUUUUAUUUAAUAUUAUCCCAAGACUGUUCUCAUAAAGAAAGGGGACAAAGAAACACCCCCCUUUUAACACCUUUCACAUUUAUUUUGAAUAUAUUGUGUUUUAUGGUAAGGAGUAUAAAUUAUGUUUAAUGUGGCUUCCUCUACACUUGGUUAUUAAGCUUUGCUUGAAAUAUUAAUUUUCCCAUUUGACAGCUUUCUUUGCUGCCAAAUUUUUCAAGAAUUUUGACUUCUUUGAAGUAGGUAUUUAAGUUCUGCCAUUAUUGACUCUUAAGAAUGUUGUGUGUUGUGUUGUAUAUCACAAUUGCAAGAAGGCUUAAUUCAGGUGAGAUGUUAAAAAUGGAACUGUGCUCACACUAGUAGGCAUAUGUAUUUUUCUCAUGCUAUUGGAGAUAGUACGAUUUUAUUUGCUGAAUUGAUUUUUUUUUAAGUCUGAUCAGAAAUUUUUUUUCUAUUGAGAACUUGAUGUAAUUCUUGGUACAGCAUAAAGUUUUUUGUUUUAAUAUCACCACCAGCACAGUUUUUAGAAUGUGACUCAACUGCUAAGCAGUUAGGAUAAGCUUAAGGAGGAAGGCCUUUGAAAAUGGUAGUUAUGCAAGCAGAAUUUCAGGUGUUGCAUUCCUGUCUUCAACACAUUUAUUUAAGUCUACAUAAUGGCAGAUUUUUCUACCAUAUUAGAAGCAUAUUUGAGAUCAGUGAUACUUUGGCAUAACUUAUUGACUUACCAUUUAAGUACAGUCAUUACUCUCUUACUGUGAAAUUCUCAAUGCCUACUAGAGUUACCUUGUACUAAGCAUCUCAACAAUUUGGGUUUCCCCACUUGGUUCAGAAAGUUUAUUUCUCCCUGGGCAUUAAUAGAGAAAGCAAGGCUGCUUGUGCUGCUUUAGAUCAGAAGAUUGAGGAUAUGAGAUACCUUUUUAAAAUUUGUGUUUCACAUUUCUCUCAGUGAGCAAAGUGUUCUAUUAAAAACCUGCUCUUCCACCCUUAAGCUUUUUGGUCAGUGUGAGUGAGGUAAUGCUUUUUCACUUGGACCUACUCUGACGUUUUGAAGAUUGGAAACAUCAUGUUAAAUGACAGAAUACCUCUUGAACAUCUAAAAGCAGGGUUAUUUUUUUUAAACUUCGUAUUGCACACACAUUUCAUUUGGUUCAGAAUGUUUGAGUGGCUCCUAAAGUUUGAAUCUACUUCAAAUUUUCUAUUUGAUACCAUAACAAUCCAUCCUCUUGGCUCUGGCUGAGGACUUGUCAGUUGGGGCAUUUUCUCUGAGAGGCAGAAGAGGCCUUGUGCUCAGGGUAGGCUUUCAUUUUCACAGGCAAGAGAAACUUGCAAAGUGCCAGCGAGGUUAGAUCUUUCACCACUUCUAUCAUUGUAUUAAUUUGGGUUUUUAAAGGGCUGUUUAAAAAAAAAAGCCGGGAAACUUUAAAAGUAGGCAUUACUGUAGUACUGCAUUUCUUAGAACACUUAAACUAGAAUUUGUUUUUUCACAGUAUAUUUACUUGAAGAAGCACUAUUAUAAUCAAUGAGAAACUUCUUGACUCUGCAAUUUAAUUUAAAAUUUUUCCGUUUCAAAUUGCUUUAUUUCAGGGAAAUAAUUUUCCAGUUGUUUUUGCUAUAUUCUGCAAAUAAAAACCGUGUUUCCUUUUUUCACUUAAACUUUGGUAGGAAACAAACUAAAGCAGACAAACAUUUCUUGUUGUGUUUGUUGCUUUCUUUAAUCCAAUGGAUAAAAAAGUAAAACCCUGUAAACAUUAUUUUAUUUUUUUAUGCAAUACCAUGCUGUAAAUAUGGUUCAUCAAAUAAGGAUGUACCUAUGAUUGAAUCUUUAAUUCUGCACAGUUAGAGUUUAUAUAUAAACGUGUCUUGACAAUCAAGGACUUUUAUGUGAGUCUUCCUUUAUGAUGUUUAUUAAUGUUAUGCAUUCCAUUUGUUUUGAAGUGAGUACCAAUGUGCUAAUUUGUAUUGUCUGAAAGUAUGUAAUGUUUUUACAGUUUGUUUUUAAGAAUUUGUAAAUAUGUACAAACAAAUCACAGUACUGCUUUAUGUUAGAAGGCAUAUGAUGUUGUACUGUAUGUAAGCAAUAAUACAUAGCAGUGCUAACUUUACAAGUAGCAUCAGGAAAGUUCUAAAAACAUUUCAGAGUUACUAUCCUUAUUUCAUUUAAUAAUGAUUAUCUUUAAUCAGUUUUUAUAAGCAAAUUCCACUGUUCCUCCUUUUGGAACGUAACACUGUUUACACAGCAUAAUUGAAGUUGCAGGGGAGACAGGCUAAAUCUGACUUCAUCUGUAUCACUGUCACUAAGCAUUGAAUGGCCUUACCACUCUUCUGCAAGAUGGAGGAAGACCGCAAAACUUAGUGCCCAUCACACUGAAGUAAGGGGGUGUGUUUUUUCCUGCUUCUGUACUGCUACCUGACUUUGUGGUUUGCUUUGGAUUUUAAUAUUUGUUUCUUUUUAGCUUCAAGCCAAUAGGUUUUGAGGUGACUUCAGCUCCAUUGUGAAAUAGAUAGUUCUCUUCAUAUUUCAUAGCUACAAUUCAGUAAUUCUAAACUUUCUACUUUGAUUUUUAGAUACUUAUUUUUCAAGCUUGAUUUCUCAGCUGACCAGAUGAAUUUAUUCAACUUCAAUACAAAGAAAGACAAACCUAUUGUAGUUUGAAUUGAGUAGAUAUUAUACUGUACAGAACAGCUAACUAUUUGAACACACACAUCACUGCUUUAGAAAUAAAACCGCCAAUUUAUAAAUGUAUAUGACCUACAUUUUAUAGGAGAAAUGUUUUUAAAUGCUAGUCAUUUAUAUAAUGUGCUUUGAAGGAUUUGCUAGUCCACUUCUGUCACUUUUUAGUACACUGGUAUCUUUUAUAUGUAAUGUAUGCUUUUUAUUAUUGUAGCAAAGCAUUUCAGUAGAAAGAAUUUUGCAACAAUAUGGGGGAAAUUUUUCAUUGUUGGAUUUGAAUUAUACUGGAUUUUAUCUGUGUAGUCUUGUCUUUAUUUUAAUGCUGUCUGGAAGGGAACUUGGUAUCCAAAUAAAGCAGGUAACCUCAUUUUACUUCAAGGGCAUACUGUGUAGUGCUGAAUUUAAUCUGGAAAUCUGAUGAUUUUGAAAAAAAAAGUUUAUAAAAAAUUGUACAGAAGAAAUUAAAUGUGUGAUGGAAAUCCUGAUGGUGGAGCACGUUGAAUUUUCUGAUACAUAGUGUUAUUUUCCUGGGAUCCCCCUCUGCCUUUGUAUUUCAACUAAUAAAGGAAAAACCCUGUCAUUGAACCUGAUAGGAUAAUAGGACAUUCUGGUUAUACAGUAUUACUUUUCCAUUUUCCUAUUCCAUUGACCCUUUCUCAAUCACUGUAAAUUUUUAUUUUUAUUUACUGUUGAUAAUUAAAACAUGUACAUAAUAUAGAUGCUGUUGUAUAGAACUGAAUGAAUUAGGUUGCUAUGUUUGAAUGGGUAACUAAGCGAAAGCUGGAUACUGAGAGUUCAUGAAGUGCCAGAACAAAUUUGCAGGCGAAAGGGGACAUCAUGUGUUCUAGGAGGGUAACAGAGAUGUUUCUUCAACCCUCUGGGAAAUCAGUGUGAAAGAAUCUACUGCAAACUCAGUGUCUGUGGGGCCUUCCUCACCUUCCCAAAUAUACGAGCACUAAAUUUUAAAAUCUACUCAGGUGAAAAUUGCUUUGCAAUGAAACUUAUCACAUUGAAAUUUUCACUGUUUAAAUAAGAUAUUUGUGAUAUUUUUAAAUACAAACCUUCACAUCAGUAGUCAGCAGCCUGACAGUUGAAAUUCGGUAAGUCUCAAUAUAUUUUUAAAUAUACUCUACCCUCCAGAUAGAAUUGUUUUUGGACAAUUGUGGGAGGAUUUUUUCUUUUGUUUCGUUUAAGUGCAUUUUUUAUUGUCAUUGUAAAAAUAAAAUCUUGUUUGACCCCAUAUUAUGCCAUGGGUGAAUUGCUGAGCCUUUAUAAUACAUGAAAGCUUGUUUCAUGCAUAAUCAUGAAACAAAUAUGUUCUUUAAACUGACCUAUUAACAGAGGUUUAAUGAGUUUCACGACUAAGGACAUUGUUAUGUAGUUAAUAUUGCACUUGGAGUUUAUAAUGCCAUUUAAUGUAUUGUGCGGUACAAAAGGAAGUUUUAUUUUAAAUUGAAUUGUUAGACUGUACUUGAAAAUUCUGCAUUCUAAAUGUGGACACUGGCUAAAAAACAAUAUAGCAUACAGUUUUAUGAAUAAUUUCCUAGCUGAAUUUUUCACAAUAUUUUGAGCCAACUAACUACUCGUAAAUAUUUUUAAAUGGUGUGUAGAUUAAUGUUACAAAGAGAAAAGGAAGUCUGUACGGAAUUAGCAGUUUGUUACACAACAGACUGGGUGACAGCAAGGCCUUUACUACUGUAGCUUUCCAUAGAAUGUUGUUAAUGCUAAAAUGCAGGAGUCAAAUGUUAUUCUUGUCAGUAUUUUAGACUUUAAAUAUGUUUACUAUAGAGCUAAAAAGACAUGCUUUUUUUUCUUUACAGAUUCUUUUAGCUCAUCUUCAUACAUGGAAUUUUUUUGGUCAUUAAUGGAAUAGUCUUCAGUCUAUUUCACCCUUUUACUACCUUGUAGUCCCCUAUCUUGUGACCAUUGGGACACAAUGGCUACAGGUAGGAGUGCGGUCUGGGUCCUUGGAAAACAUGAACUAAUCGGACUUUGCAUUUCCUAAUUCCCUGGCUUUAUUAGCCUGGUUCUUUAACCAUUUAUACAUAAUAUCACUGAUAGUUUGUCUAAUGCAUUUCCUAGAUGCCAUUUUUUCUUGAACGAUUAGGAAUGGUAGGGAGAGAGGUGGGGAGAUAACCCUACAUGAUAUUUCUCCCACCUUCUGAAGAUAACAUAACAAGAAAAAUUGAAGUCACUCAAAUUGAAGUGUUGUCAUUGAAGCUUUAUUUGACAAUUUAUGCUCAAAAGGAGUAUGAAAAUUAAUAUGUUCGGGUAGAAUUAAUUUUUUCAGAGAGCUGCCUGUUUCCCUUUCUUUACCCCCCCCCCAAUCCUGUGAUGAACCUGAUAAGGUAUUAGAAUGAAUUAGAUCUUUUUUAGUGAAUACUCAAUGGAAGUGAAAAAAGUUUAUGCACUAAAGGUGAAACUUGGUCUUGUCAUUUUUAAAAAAAUAUGUAUGCAUAUAAGAGCUGGGGUGCAGGCCAGAGAUGCAGGGGGUGAGAGGAUUCACCAGAGACAGUGGAGAGCAGAAAAGGCAGAUGUGCUGAAACUCAUUGCUAGGCAGGAGAGGUCUGCUGCACCAUGUGGGUCACCUCCCUGGCGGGGGAUCAAACUCGUGCUGCAAUGGCUGCGGAUAGCUUCAUAGCACUGCGUCCUGGUGCCACCAGGGAGGCCCCUGGUCUUGUCAUUUUCUUAUGCCAUUUUCAAAUACCCUUAAAGGACAUUUACAGUAAAACAUUUUACACACAUGCAGAUGUAUGUGCAGGAGAACUGACAUGUAAAAUAUGAUACUAUAAGUGAAAAUGACAUUUCAAAGUGAUUUUUAAGUUACUGGAGAAAACUCACAUUUACAGAUGGACUUGAAUUGUAAAAAUAGACAACAUUUUAGCCUUUGCAUAUUUAACAAUUUAUAUAGAUGAACCUUUAAACUUAAGACUCUUAAUUUUCCCCAACUUCUCCCAUUCAUAUUAAGACUAAAGUUGAUGUCUAUGUCAAGGUGAUGAAGGGGGCCAAAGUAAGUGUCAGUAAUUGUGUUUGCUAUUGAUUUGAACCCUUAACUUGCUGGAGCAUAGUAGUCAUUCCGCAUUGAUUAUCUAUCUACUUAGUUAUGGGCAUUAUGCUAGAUGCAAAUGAAGGCAAAGUCUGCUAACAUUUCCUGAACAUCUGAAAGAUGUUUAUAAUGGUAUCAGUUGUAGGAUGCAGUGUUGUACUUUAGAUUAUUAAAGCAAAUAAUGAGUUUUAAAAUGUUUUGGGUGCUGUGCUGAUUUCUCUCUCAUUCAACAAAUGGGUUAGUAGUAGUAGUCCCUAUUUUAGAAUAAUUUUCUAGAAAACAAUUUUAAUAAGUCUAUUCCAGAAAGAUAGUAUAUAUAAGACAAUAUAGUGGAAAUGGAAAGCUAUUAAAAAUUACCCCCUGCUUAAAACACCAAACAUAUUGGUAGGAUUCAAACCUGUACUGGGGAAAUGAGAUAGUAAGUAGACUUUGUUUGGAGGAAGUGACCUAUUACAGGAGUGGGGCAUUAUGCUCUUUAGGGAUUCACAGACCUGAAGGUGAAAAUACACCAGAGAAUCACCUGUACCCCAAGGCUAGGGGGCUGGAAACGGAGGAUGUUUUCCUGAAAGAACUAACUGAACCAAUGCUUGGCAUUCUAGCGCUGCCAGCAAUACUGAUACUAUAAAUCCCUUGAUGUCAUAUGCCACUAGUCAGUUCUCCUAGGUUAUGAUUGUGUUUGAUACUCCAUGUAUUUCUACUAGUUCCUAAUCAUGCGAAACACUACUUGACUUUCCCCUCCAAGAUGUUUGGGCUACUGUGAAAGUUACCUGUAAACCUCCAAUAGGAUAAUUUCCCUUUGUUUCUUUAUGGGAACUCUAGCACACAUCUUUUGCCAAUGACAAUAUGAGGGUUAAGAUUUAUUGCUAGAGUACAAAACUAAAUGAAGAGAUCCAUUUGAGAAAAAGUGUUCAGAACAAGUCAGGAUUAAACUGAGCUCGCGGAAAGCGUUUUUCCAUGCUGACCGUCAUGAUUUGAGAGCCUUUAUGGUACUCAGUGGUGUAAGCAGUGCUGCAUUAGGUGUGUGGGCGUUUGUUGAGGGUGAUGAUGAGACAGGAGCGUGUAGUUUGGUAAUAUUCUCCAGGCUACAUGCGAAGAUACAGAGCAGUGAAAUGAGCAAAGUAUGGUUAGUAUGGGAAGACCUUUAAUGACUGUCCCUUGAUCUAUCUCUUCGUUCUAGCCCUUCCUGAGACUCAGUUUUUUCAUCUGUAAGUUGGAGAUGAUAAUAGCUAUCAUUACUGUGAAUAUCAAAUCAUUUGAGAUAAUUUGUAAACUACAAAGCACUAACCCUUUCCUAGUUCGUAUUUUAAUAGUGGUACAAAGACGAGUGGUACAUAAAACAGUAUUGGAAGCCUCAUUUUUUGCAAAGCAGACCAUGUAGUCAAUUCCCGACAUGCUCACAAUAUCUUUUAAAAGACUGGAGAAUAUGAUGGUGGGUCUGUCUGGAUUUUACUGACCAACAAGGAAUAAUUAGUGAGAUGGAAGUGAUAGGAAUAUUGUAAAUUUAUGAUACCAUUAUCAUAAACCCUGGGAGACAUGGAACAUUACGGAGAAAGUUGUAUGUUUCAGUGAAUGAGAAAAAUCAAUCAGUCUUGCAAGGAGAUUAAAAAAGAGGCAGAAAUACCAUCUUACAAAAGUAAUCUAUUGAACGCUCAUAUAACUCAAGUUUUUGGUCAGUCAUGGCUGGUCUAUGAAGUAAAAGCAAAUCUCAUAGACGGUAAGAUUAAAAUGUUUCCACCUGCUUCACCAGGCAGGAGGAAGGGGUACGUGUUUAUCAGCAUGGAGGUGGUAGACUGGCUGGCUCACCUUUUUCUCCUCUAUUUUUCUUUUACCAUUUAUCUCCAUUCUUUCUGUCUCCUUUGUUACUUCCCCCAAAUGA
This is a messenger RNA of Talpa occidentalis (Iberian mole), 12368 nucleotides long. It is a transcript of the gene ZNF148, whose product is annotated as zinc finger protein 148. Gene Ontology annotation, molecular function: RNA polymerase II cis-regulatory region sequence-specific DNA binding; DNA-binding transcription factor activity, RNA polymerase II-specific. The transcript has 11 exons. Gene Ontology annotation, biological process: regulation of transcription by RNA polymerase II. NCBI's taxonomy places the organism in Eukaryota, Metazoa, Chordata, Mammalia, Eulipotyphla, Talpidae. The record is from RefSeq and is a predicted model, not a curated record. The coding region runs from base 621 to 3056 and encodes 811 amino acids.